Diaporthe amygdali is the source of this 1911-nucleotide messenger RNA. RefSeq lists its product as uncharacterized. Gene Ontology annotation, biological process: regulation of alternative mRNA splicing, via spliceosome; mRNA splicing, via spliceosome. The coding region runs from base 1 to 1911 and encodes 636 amino acids. Gene Ontology annotation, molecular function: mRNA binding; N6-methyladenosine-containing RNA reader activity. Gene Ontology annotation, cellular component: nucleoplasm. The record is from RefSeq and is a predicted model, not a curated record. Lineage: Eukaryota; Fungi; Ascomycota; Sordariomycetes; Diaporthales; Diaporthaceae. The transcript has 4 exons.
AUGAGCUCCGCGACUGAUCUCCCAACAAGUGCGUUCCUUCAAUCAGGUCCGACAGAGACUCAACAGACUCCCAAGCAGGGCAGUCAAAGUCUCGAUCCACAGCAGGCCUAUACAGGUCAGCUGUACGGUCAGCCCCAGGCAGCUUUCACCUCGUUCUCCGAGAUGGCGCAACCGCAAGCACCCGCCCGACCGGGCCCGUACAACAUGGCAUCGCUGGCGAAUGCUCUACCGCAGCAACCUUACAGGCAAGGUCCGAUCAAUCCUUCGCAAAUGCGUUACAAUCCGUCCGGAGCUUCACCAAGCAUGCUCGGCCAAGCACAGCCCAUGCACCAGUACGGCGGUCAAGCAGCCAUGGGCCAGGUGCCGAACCAAGCGUACUACAUGCAGCAGCAGGCGCAGAUGUCGCAGUACUACGGUUCCCCUAUUUCGCCCUCCCAGCCCCAGUCAAACAUGUCGCCGAGAACCAACAUCCCUUAUUAUGGCAAUCAGCUCAUGGCCAACCAGCAGUCCCACUCUGCCAUGGGUUACUACUACCCGCAGAUGGCCCCUUUCCACUCCCAUGGGCAACCACCUCACAAUCAGGGCAUGGUGAGCUCUUAUAUGCCUAUCCCAGGCUCCCAGCCUGAAAUGCGGGCUGGCCCUACACAAGUCGGGGAUGGCAGGAACAGUGGUGCUUUCCCUACCACUCAGGAGCCGAAUAAUCUAUCGAGCGACAGCCAGUCGAAUGUGGUCCGCGGGCCGCCCAGAAAGCCUCGACAAAGCGGCCAUGCCAUUUGGAUUGGGAACCUGCCGUCUCAGACAGAUUUGAUGAGCCUUGUCCAUCAUGUCUGCAAGGAAGCAGAAGGUCUCGAAUCCUUGUUCUUGAUUUCGAAGUCUAAUUGCGCGUUUGCGAACUACAAAGACGAGGCCAGCUGCUUGGCAGCCCAACAGAAACUCCACGAAUCCAAGUUUCAAUCUGUGAGACUCGUGAGCCGACUGAGGAAAAACACUGUCGAAGGCGUCUCCGGCAUUACAGCACCCACCGGCCCAUCAGCUGCGACACCACAUCACGCUACCGUGCCAGAGCCCAAAGAGCAUAUGCCGGCCACCUCGGCAGAAGUUGAACCAAGCAGCUCUGAAAAUGGAACGCCAUCGGUUUCAAGCGCCUCGGAGGCUAAGAUCUCUCCUCCAUCCGCCGAUGUUUCCGUACAGAAAGACAAAUUCUUUGUCCUAAAGAGUUUGACGGUUGAGGACCUCGAAUUGAGUGUACGGACUGGGAUUUGGGCCACCCAAGCCCACAAUGAGGAGAAUCUGAACAAGGCUUUCAAGUCCGGUGAAUACUAUGGGUAUGCUCGUAUGGUUUCCACUAUCAACGAAGACCCGGCUGCGGCGAUAGAAUUUGCCCCAAAGGUUCAGUCUGUCAGCGACGUAGAUCUGCCAAAGGAGAUCCCAACCGAACCCACCGAUUCCACACCCAAAGGACGCAUAAUCGAUGACUCGGCGCGAGGCACGAUAUUCUGGGAAGUCCUUCGCGAGGACUCUGCUGAAGGAGUGGAAUCAGAUGAGGCCGCAUCAGCCAUUUCAACAAGCACAGAGCUAGAGACGGACUUGAGCAUGAGUGGUGACCUCGGACCUGAAAGCAAGACUUGGGGCAAACCGUUCAAGCUAGAGUGGCUAUGCACGACAAGGCUACCAUUUUACCGCUGCAGAGGCUUGCGCAACCCCUGGAACUCUAACAGAGAGGUCAAAAUCGCCAGGGACGGCACAGAACUCGAGCCGUCGGUUGGUCGGCGACUUAUUGGGUUGUUCAACAAGAACCACAAUGCUCCCGCACCGAGGGGCCCGAUGGGCAUAGGCAUGGGUCCAAUUCCGAUGUCAAUGCCGCCACAGCAGCAGCCUAUGCUUAUGGGAUACCCGCCUGCGUUUCAAUAG